This is a messenger RNA of Bathycoccus prasinos, 3153 nucleotides long. Its product is annotated as soluble starch synthase III-1. The transcript has a single exon. NCBI's taxonomy places the organism in Eukaryota, Viridiplantae, Chlorophyta, Mamiellophyceae, Mamiellales, Bathycoccaceae. The record is from RefSeq and is a predicted model, not a curated record. Gene Ontology annotation, molecular function: alpha-1,4-glucan glucosyltransferase (UDP-glucose donor) activity; starch binding. Bases 1 to 3153 code for a protein of 1050 amino acids.
AUGACGACGAUGAUGUGUUGCUCGUUGUACUCUUCAAAGUCCUCCAGCGCGCGCGCGAGGAACACCAACGCGAAGCGUUUAAGAAAGAGUGGAAAAAAAAAGAUUAGUCAUUUUCCGAUCUCUUCUCGAAUUCGCGCGCAAUCUUCAUCCUCACCAUCGGGAACAUCUUCCUCUUCGAACGAUGCCAAAAAAGUCUCCUCGGGGAACAAGAAGACGAAGAAUAACACGAACAACAAAAAUACGAAACCUGCCCCGCGGAGAAAAACUGCGAAAUCAUCCACAACAGACAGCGAUGCUUCUGAUUUUGAUGUGGGAAAAGAGAAGGAAAAAUUGAAAGGCGAAGCGUUAAAAGCGGCUUCAGAUGCUAUUUCGUUACUCCAAUCCUACGAGCAAAUGCAAUUCCUCUGCAAUACAAAAGAAGACAAAGAUGUGAAAGAGUUUACGGUACCGUCGACGCCGGUGUGCGGGGCGCCGGUGAAAAUUUUCCUGGACGCUUCAAAGUCUUCGUCUUUACGAGAAAAUUCAAAGACGUGGGAGGAAGGCGUGACGUGUACGGUUGGGUUUAACGAGUGGCAGUUCGGUGAAGCCGUGGACGUGGAGAUGACGCAAAUUCCAGAAACGAGUUGGUUCGAGUGCACGUUGCCGGGAGGGGAAUUGAGCGCGGAGGCGUUUGAAAUCGAGUACGUCUUCAAGACGAAAGGCGGAGACGCGUACGAGAACAAUAACGAACAGAAUUUUACCAAAGAGACGAUGUUUCCGAGGAAAACGAAAAAAGAGUUGCUCGAAGAGGAGGAAUUAAAAAGAACGGAUAAAGAGGACGAACAAAACGCGGCGGAGAUUAUUUCUCGAAUUCAAACGUCCAUCGAAGAGAGACAGGAGAAGAGUUUUACGAAAUUUGAAAAGUACGAGAGAACGAUUUUCGAAACUGAAUCCGGGGAGAAGUUGACGCAAGGGUACGCGACGAAACAGAAAAUCGCGUGGAACAAAGCGCAAAAUCCAAUCGGUGGUUUUGCGUGUUCUUCGUUGAAAGCGCACUGCGGUUUCUCAAACUGGAUGAACGGCGUCGAGCAAGUCCAAGAGAUGACGCCGAUCGCGCCCUCGGAAAGGUUUCCCGCGGACGAACAAAAUUGUUGGUUUGAAUUUAUCGUCCAAGUGCCGAAAUUCGCGACGUCGGUUGAAUUCGUCGUUUCUGAUGCAGACGAAGUAUCCUGGGAUAACAACGAAAGCAACGAUUACGUCGUCGCCGUGGAAAACGCGAACGAAGCCGAAGAUUGGUUGAAAAUGCAAACCAUGCUCGCCGCGGAGUUGAAACAAAAAAGGAAACAGGCGAAAAUUGACGAAGAAAUCGCGAGAGUGAAAGCAGAGGAAGAGCGUUUACAAUUGAAAGCCGCCGCGGUAGAAAUCUCUUUGAAACAGCAAAGACACAUCAUCACGUGCGAACCGCUCACGCCGCAAGCCGGUCAAAAGUGCACGGUGAGAUACAACAAGAACAACACCAACUUAUCGUUCGCGGAAGAUGUUUACUUAACUGGCGGUUUCAACCGAUGGAAACACGCAAAUAACUUACCCGAACCGUUAAAGAUGCACAAACCGGUAAACCCAGAAACUGAUCCGUUUUAUACGAUUGAAAUCGACGUUCCGAGCGACGCUUGGAUGUGUGAUUUCGUCUUCUCCUCCGGCGUCGGCGAAGGCGCGCAAUACGACAACAGAGGUGGCAAAGAUUACCAUUUACCGACCAACGGGUCAACGGAAAAAGCGCCGCCGUUGCACAUCAUCAACAUCGCGGUCGAAAUGGCCCCUAUUGCAAAAGUUGGCGGUUUAGCGGACGUGGUGACCAGUUUAUCGAGAGCGAUUUCGGAUUUUGGACACCACGUGGAAAUCAUUUUGCCGAUGUAUUCCUUCUUCAACUCGAGUCCUUUAUUAGGCGCGAGGGAGUUUGAAACAAAUUUUGAUUUCGGAGGGUGUGGGAUCACCGUCACGAAAUGUCGCGUCGAAGGUGUGAUGGUGUUUUUCGUGGAACCGAGCAACGGGAUGUUUGCGCGCGACGCCGUGUACGGGUGGAACGACGACGCCAGCAGAUUUAACUUUUUCUGCAACGCCGCGUUGGAAUUUUUGUUGAAAACUGGAAGACAACCGGACAUUUUGCAUUGCCACGAUUGGUCCACCGCGGAAGUCGCGCGAGCGCACUGGGAGAAUUACCAUCACAACGGCUUAUGGAAGCCGAAAGUGGCGUUUACCAUUCACAACAUGAACUACGGCCAAGCGAAAUUAGGCGAAGCCGCGUUCCACUCGCAAAUGACCACGACGGUGUCCCCGUCCUACGCCGGCGAAGUCUCCGGCCACCCGGCGGUAUCUGGAAACCUCCACAAAUUCCACGGCGUGAGAAACGGCAUCGACCCGGAAAUUUGGAACCCGGCGACGGAUAACUUCAUCCCGAUGAAAUACGACGCCGAUAGCGUCGUCAAAGGUAAAAAAGCAGCUCGAGACGAAUUGCGCAGUCGACUCGGCUUAACCGGUUACGGCGAUAAACCAGUCGUCGGCGUCAUCUCGCGUCUCACCGCGCAAAAAGGCAUCCAUUUAAUCAAACACGCCGCGCAUCACACGUUAUCGAGAGGCGGUCAAUUCGUCUUGCUCGGCUCCGCUCCGGACCCGAAAGUCCAAGCCGAUUUCAACGGUUUAGGCGCGCAACUCGGCGGCGAAGACGCUGGAUUCUUCUUCGCAUUCGACGAAACGCUCUCGCGAUUAAUGUACGCUGGCUGCGACGUCAUCGUCGUCCCGUCUAUGUUUGAACCGUGCGGCUUGACCCAAAUGACCGCCAUGCGGUACGGCACCGUCCCGUGCGUUCGCGCCACGGGCGGUUUACGAGACACCGUCUUUGACGUCGACACGGACAAAGCCAGAGCGGCGUGGGAAAUCAAUGCAAGCACGAACUGGGAACUCGACGGCGAAAACGGCGACUGUACCAACGGCUUCUCCUUCGAAGGUACCUCGGAGGGUGAUUUAGACUACGCUUUGGAUAGAUGCAUCGACGCGUUUUGGAACGACACGAAAUGGUUUCGCUCUUUACAAGCGAGAGUCAUGCGACAAGAUUGGACCUGGAAUAAACCGGCGCUCGAGUACAUCGACUUGUAUUACCAGAGCAUCGGGAAAUAA